This is a messenger RNA of Camelus dromedarius (Arabian camel), 3458 nucleotides long. RefSeq names its product transmembrane protein 141. Bases 1772 to 3376 code for a protein of 534 amino acids. The record is from RefSeq and is a predicted model, not a curated record. NCBI's taxonomy places the organism in Eukaryota, Metazoa, Chordata, Mammalia, Artiodactyla, Camelidae. The transcript has 14 exons.
UUCCAGUAGCACUGAAGGCACACAACCCAGGGCCACACCGCUCCAGCCCCGGCUCAGCCCCUGCUCUUCUCAGCCUAGCCGGUCAUCAAGUGAACGUUUACUGGGCAUCUGCUGUGCGCCAGGGAAUCUGUUCAUGGGGAGGUAAAAUGACAGGGUGCCCAAGGUAACCGUGGCAUAAGCAAGCUAGAGCCUUAGUUUUCUUUCAUGUAAAAGUCCAAGUGGGUGGUCUAGGGCUAAUAGGGGUCAGGGACCUGGGCUCCUUUUAGUCUGUCCCAUGCUGUAACGGCCUCCAUUCCAAACCCACCUCGUGGUCCCAGGGCAGCUUUGCCGGCUCCAAACAUUGCGUCUCCAUCCCUGUCCACGGGAAGGAGGAAGGGAGUGGAGGAGAGCAGUUAACUCACCGCUUCCACUUCCACACCACUGGCUAGAACUCAGCCCACCUAGAAGAGCAGCCUUGCUCUGGGCAGCCAUGCGCCCCACUAGAAUUCAGGGGUUCUAUAUCUGAGGAAAGGAGAACCAGUAUUAGACAGCUCGGCCUCACGCCCCGGGAGAACGGAGCUGGGGGCAGCAAGGGAGCAGACCACGCCCACGGCAGGCCCUCUGACCCCCUGCUAAGACCCGGGCUCCAAGGGAGGGCAGAGGGUGAGCUUGGAAUUUCAGACGGGACUGGUUCUUUUUAAAGACGGACAGUGGCCAGAAAGGUAAAGGGCCAGGAAGGCACACGGGUGAAGACCAUGAUUACGGAUGAACUGGGUUCCCCCCUCCCAUAUUCAGUCUGCAGCCCUAACCCCCCCCCCCCGGUUCUCAGAAUAUGACUGUAUUUGGGGACUGGGCCUUUAAAGCGGUGACUGAGUUAGAAUGACGGUGGCCCUGACCAGUCUGACCGGUGUGCUUACGAGAGGAGGAGAUCAGGACAGACGUACCGAGGAAAGACCCAUGAGGACGCAGGGAGCAGCGGCCGUCUACAAGCCCAGGGAGAGGCCCCUGGACAAACCAGCCUGCUGACCCUUGACCUCAGACUCCCAGCCUCCAGGGUCGAGCGAGCGCACAGCUCUGCUGUUGAAGCUGCCAGUCUGUGGUGCUUUGUUAUGCGAGUUGGAAAAAGUAACCCAUCCAGGGUGCACCCCCAGAAUGCAAGCUGGCCAAGGCUUGGGCCACAGGGCUGUAAGGGAAGCCUGAGCUGGAGUUGCAGAGGGAGGGGACUGACCCCUCCCGGAGUAAGUGACAUCUAAAGCUAGGCCCAGGAAUUCCCCAGGGAAGUGGAGAUGGAGCAGGUAUGGUCAGGAGGAGAUGGGGGAGUGAGGGCUGAGGCUGGAGGGGUCUCGUGACCCCUAGGUCACCAGGGUGUGGAGUUUGAAGUUAGGCUGUGGCAGGGCGAUGGAGACCCCACAGGCAGUGAGAGGUCAGAGGUCUUAGGCAGCUCAGUGGAGGACAGCCUGGGAGUAUGGAGGAGGGGAGGGUGCAGGGGGGCUGGUGUGGGGUGCAGUGUCAAACCACCACAAAUCACCUCCCUUGACCAAGGCAGUGCUCCUGAGCAGAGAGCAGCCACAAGGCUCAAGCUUCCAGGGGAUGACCCCAAGGCUGGCUGGGGCCAGAGGGUGGGGUUGUCAGCAUGGGCUGGGAAUUCUUGGGUUCCCUGGGCAUGCGGAACCUUGGCCCCCAUCACAAUGGGCCGAGAUUCCGGGGACAAUCUGAACUGCGGUUCUGCUGAGCAGGCCCAGCAUAGAGGGCGGGAGGCGCAGAGGGCCCCUGGAGGACCCUGAGGGCCACCAUGAAGGUUCCCAGUGAGGCAGAUACGGAGGAGCAGAUCCAGGAGCUGAAGACCAUCACUCGGCUCCAGGAGCAAUGUCAGGCACUGCAGAUCCAGGCGGUGAAGGAGAAGACGGUCAAGAACAAGGCGAUGCUGGCUCUCCUGCGCGGCAACAUCCGCCGCGGGGCCCAAGACUGGGCUUUGGCCAAGAAGUACGACCAGCGGACCAUCUCCCAGGCCUGCGGGAAGGACGUGCCCAUGAGGCUGGGGCACAGCCGCUGCACCAUGGAGGUGGCACGGGAGAAACUGCGCAAGUACGUCUUCGACCGCGUGAAUGUGCACAACGUGCUGAUCCACCUGGUGCGGAGGCGCGGAGAGAAGCUGGAGAGCAUGCAGCUGGAGCUGGCCAGCCUGCAGAGCCAGCCCGACGCCACUAAGGAGGAGUUGCGCAUGCUGCAGGUCAUCCGCCAGCUGGAGAACAACAUAGAAAAGACAAUGGUCAAGAUCACCACGAGCCAGAACGUCCAGCUGCUGUACGUGGACCUGCUGGAUCACCUGAAAAGAAAGCUGGCAGGAUACCCCACAGAGCUGGACAAGCUGCAGAAUCUCGUGGGUGACUACUGCUCGGAACUGUCAGAUAUGACAGUCAUGUCCCAAGAUGCCAUGAUGAUUACAGAUGAGGUCAAGAUGAACAUGAGGCAAGGGGAGGCUACCUUCAUUGAAGAGCGCCGGGCGCGGGAGAACCGCCUGAACCAGCAGAAGAAGCUGAUCGACAAGAUUCACACCAAGGAGACCAGCGAGAAGUACCGCUGGGGCCAGCGGGACUUGGACUUCCCCUCCAAUCUGAUGGGUCCGGAAACUCCGAAAGUGAAGAGAAGAGAGACUUCCAAGGCUGAUAUCGAAUACCAGACGGAUGUGUCCGCUUUGGUGGAGAAAGUCAAGACUGCUGUGCGGUGCUCCCACCUCUGGGACAUUGCCGGCCGGUUCCUGGCUCAGCAGAACAUGGAGGAGAACCUGGAACUGCAGAUGGAGGACUGUGAGGAGAGACGGGCACAGCUGGAGGCCUUGAUGAAGAAGCUGGAGGUGGAGGAGGCAAUGCUGAAGUUCCACCAGAUGCCCAGCUCCGUCAGCUUCAAGUCUGUUGAGAAGAAAGUGAAGGACAUGCUGAAGGAGGAGGAAAACAGGCUGCAGCAGGCCCGCGCCAACAUGACCAGGAGCCAGAAGCUGCUGCUGAUCAUCCAGACCGGCAUCGACAACCUCUACAUCCGCCUGAUCGGCAUCCCCGUGCCCACGGCCCCGAAGGAAGCAGAGGUCUCCAACACCCUGGAUGUGUACAGCAAGCUGGCGUAUUGUGAGGGGAAGCUCCUGGUCCUGGCUGACAGAGUGCAGAUGCUAUCCCGGACUGAGGAGGUCAACACGAAGGUGAGGGACGCCCUGGAGUCCUCAACUCUGAAAGAGAAGCAGAACACCAGGAUCAGCUUUGAGGACCUGGAGGAGGAUGUCAUAGAGACCUUCCAGUUCGCCGACGUGGACCACAGCUACGUGCCCUCGCGGGCCGAGAUCAAGAGGCAGGCCCGGCGGCUGAUCGAAGGGAGGCUCAAGGUGGCCAAGAAGAAGAAAAAGUGACAGGAAGAGGAGGAACCCGCCCCGCCCCCACACCCCGCCCCCCAGCUGGCAUUGGUUACACAAAUAAACAUUUUUUCAGGAC